This is a messenger RNA of Rosa chinensis, 1152 nucleotides long. RefSeq lists its product as uncharacterized. The record is from RefSeq and is a predicted model, not a curated record. NCBI's taxonomy places the organism in Eukaryota, Viridiplantae, Streptophyta, Magnoliopsida, Rosales, Rosaceae. The transcript is spliced from 2 exons. Bases 1 to 1152 code for a protein of 383 amino acids.
AUGGAUGUUAAAAAUGCCUUUCUACAUGGCCCCAGAGCAUGGAAUGAACGAUUCACUAGUUUUCUACCCAAUAUUGGCUUUGUCUCAUCAUAUGCAGAUCCAAGCUUGUUCAUUAAACAAUGUCAAGAUAAUACUGUGUUCUUGCUACUGUAUGUGGAUGAUAUAAUCAUCACAGGAUCCUGUGCAUCACUUAUUAACUCUGUGAAGGCAGCUCUUCACAAUGAGUUUGAUAUGAAGGAUUUAGGCAAACUACACUUCUUCUUAGGACUUGAAAUUCAGUACCUGCCUGAUGGUAUCUUUGUUUCCCAGCUCAAAUAUGCCAACGACCUCAUUCAUAAAUCUGGCCUGGAUGAUUGUCAUAUUCAUACUACCCCAUGCAAGUCUGGCCUCAAGCUUCUCCGAGACACUGGUGUACCUUUACAGUCUCAUGAUGUUACUCAAUUUAGAAGUGUGGUUGGAUGUCUUCAGUACCUGACGUUUACUCGACCUGACAUCUCCUAUGCUGUCAAUUCAGUGUGCCAAUUCUUGCACAACCCUACAGAUAUACAUCUGUAUGCAGCUAGAAGGAUAUUAAAGUAUGUCAAAGGUACACUUCAUCAGGGCAUCUAUUACAGAACGUGUGCUCAUCCUGCACCCAACAAUCACUCUCUUUCUGCCCUUACUCUUCAGGCCUACUGUGAUGCUGAUUGGGCAGGUGAUCCUAAUGAUAGAAAGUCUACUACUGGCUUUGUUCUCUUGUUACAUGGAUCUCCUAUCUCCUGGUGUAGCAAGAAACAAACAGUUGUUUCUCGUUCUUGCACUAAGGCUGAAUAUAGGAGCAUGGCUGAUACUACAUCAGAGAUUAUGUGGUUACUGCUUUUGCUUCAUGAUCUACAUGUUUCCCUUGCUGCAGUUCCAAUCCUACACUGUGAUAAUAUAUCUGCUCUUGCCCUUGCCACUAAUCCUGUGUAUCACUCCAAGUUAAAACACAUUGAGGUAGACGUGCAUUUCACCAGAAAUCAGGUCAAGGCUGGAUCUCUCAAGCUUCAAUUUGUUACAUCCAAGGACCAACUUGCAGAUUUGUUCACCAAGGGCCUUUGCUUACCACAGCACACAUAUCUUUGUGACAGCUUGAUGUUGCUUACCUCCCAUCAAGCUGAGGAGGGGUGUUAA